Lecanosticta acicola is the source of this 843-nucleotide messenger RNA. NCBI's taxonomy places the organism in Eukaryota, Fungi, Ascomycota, Dothideomycetes, Mycosphaerellales, Mycosphaerellaceae. The record is from the annotation of a GenBank genome assembly.
AUGGAGAACUAUCACGCUCAGCAAAUGAGCCUGCCUGCUUUGCUCGAAGACAUUGAAUGCAAAUACUUUGCAACGGCGUCCGUUCUAUCGAACAUGGAGCGGGACCUUGUCCGGCAGAUUGGCGGAGAGGUUAGCGAGGCGUGCGCAAAUGGAUUUCUGAAGGAACUGGCGACUGCGCGGAACCAAGUCGAAUUUUUGAAAAAUCAGCACGCAACAUCGAUCCAAGAACAUACACAGUCAGGCAUUGAAUGGAAGCUGGAGAGGAUGAAUCAGUACAUCCUGGAACAACAGCAAGCUGCCGCCUCUCGUGAGCUCGCAGUCGAGCAAGAACGCCUGCAUGUGGAACACCUUCACCAGACUAGCUUUGUGGAGCUGCAAUCGGUUCUGCAGCAGCAAUUGGCACGGCAGACCUCGGAUUACGAAGCCAAAUUGCGACGCAAAGACAAAGAGAUGGCAGAGGCCUGCAAAGUCAUGGAAUCUAGGCUCAAUUCCAAAGAGAAUGAAGGCGAGGUACCGCGCCAGCACCUGUAUAAGCAAAUAGCUGAGCUGAAAGCGAACCGCAAUGGUCCGGGCAAGCACACACUGGAGCUGUAUCAGAUAAAUGAUAAGCUGACGAACAAGAUCGACGCGCUCAAUCUCGCCUCAAACAAACGUGAAAGGAAGGUCUCGGAGUUGGAACAGGCGAAUGAAAAACUCAAAGACCAGCUCAAGGACGCUCAUCUCAACUCAAACGAGCUCCAGACGGCCAAUGCCAAGCUCAGCGCCGAGAAACGGAGCCAAGCGGAGGAGUAUGAGAGGCAGAUCAGGUCUUUGACCAAGGAGAGGUUCGCGACAAAAUUCUAA